AUGUUAAAUUUGAAUAGUAGCCGAUUCCAGCCACCCUUCUUCCUCUUGACAGGCAUCCCUGGAUUGGAGGCAGCACACACCUGGAUUUCUAUCCCUUUGUGCAUCAUGUACAUGAUUUCUUUAUUUGGGAAUUGUAUCAUUCUCUUCAUCAUUAAAACCACUCCCAGCCUUCAUGAACCUCAAUACCUCUUCUUGUCCAUGCUGGCAACCACAGAUAUUGGCCUUUCUAUAUCCACAUUGCCAACAGUGCUCAAUGUCUUCCUUCUCAACCAUAGGGAGAUAGAGUUCCACUGCUGCCUGGCACAGAUGUUUUUCAUUCAUACUUUUUCUUCUAUGGAGUCGGCUAUCCUGUUAGCCAUGGCAUUUGAUCGUUUUGUUGCCAUCAGAAAUCCAUUGCGCUACACUGUGAUCCUUACCUAUCCUCGGAUUGUUGGGAUGGGACUAGUGGCUGUGGGGAGGGGCAUGGCACUGAUGGCACCUUUACCUAUAUUGCUCAAACGGCUGCCCUUCUGCAAGAACAUCAUCCUUUCUCACUGUUAUUGCUAUCAUCCUGAUGUCAUGAAGCUGGCCUGUGGACCUGUCAGAGUCAACAUUAUCUAUGGAUUGACUCUUGUUCUUUGUUCCUUUGGAGUUGACUCUGUGUUCAUUGUUAUUUCCUAUGUCUUGAUCCUGAAGACAGUUAUGAGCAUUGCUUCCAAUGAGGGUCGCCUUAAGGCCCUCAACACUUGUGUCUCCCACAUAGUCACAGUCUUUAUCUUCUAUGUGCCACUCAUUAUCCUAGCGCUAAUACACAGAUUUGGAACAUUCACUUCACCUCUUUUUCAUGUCACUAUGGCCAACCUUUUCCUAUUCCUAACCCCAGUCCUGAAUCCACUGGUUUAUAGUUUUAAAACCAAACAAAUUCGCUCAGUUAUGCAGAAAGCAUUCAUGACAAGAGGAAGUUGA
Messenger RNA from Gracilinanus agilis (Agile Gracile Mouse Opossum), 945 nucleotides. RefSeq names its product olfactory receptor 51I2-like. Gene Ontology annotation, cellular component: membrane. The transcript has a single exon. Lineage: Eukaryota; Metazoa; Chordata; Mammalia; Didelphimorphia; Didelphidae. The coding region runs from base 1 to 945 and encodes 314 amino acids. Gene Ontology annotation, molecular function: olfactory receptor activity; G protein-coupled receptor activity. Gene Ontology annotation, biological process: G protein-coupled receptor signaling pathway. The record is from RefSeq and is a predicted model, not a curated record.